UUGAUGAUGUUAAUAUUUUUCGAGACUUGAUCUAAUUCAUCAACGACGAGUAGAAACUCCAAGCGAUCCUAUUCUACAUUGCUUCCCACCAGAAUCAUCAUCUGAUAGAAAGAAACCAAAUCAAGCACACCACUCAAUACUUCAAUCUCCGAAUAUCCUUGAGAAAAUUCCCGCCAAACAAAUUAAAAAGCAGCAAUUUUGAAAUGAUGCCUUCGUAUUCGUCAUCGGUUAUAGUAUUGUACUCAGUGAUUGGGUUUCUCCAAUCACCUCUUGUCUCUAGAGCUUUUGUUACCCAAACGUCGCCCACGAGUACGCGGCAUGCUUACAUGCAAGUUCAACCUCGGGUUGCACUCUCUUCUUCGAUUUCUUCCGCGGAAGGCCUUUCCGUUGCUUCCGACGACGAAGAUGAUGACGACGAAUACGAAUAUGUGGAGUAUGAUAUUUUAAGAGAAGAAGAAUUCUUGGGUAGCGAGUGGUUAGUUGGUACAGUGAUGGACAACAGUGGAGAAAAUAUUGUAGAAACCUGGUGUCGAUUGGCUGUUGACAAAGAUGGCAAGAACGUAGCAAUUUGGGGCGACAACUCUGAAGGAAACUGGAAUUUUGAUGUUGCCAACCAGUUUCUGAGUAUGUCUAAAAAUUCAAUUCUUGGAAAGAAUAUCUGGGCCGGAGUUGUCGAUGAUUAUUACUUUUGCCGAGGUUCUGUUCGUGGAUGGAACUUUUUUUCGCCUGCUUCGGUUGUAGGCCAGUGGCAGGCCAGGCGUCUUGGGGUGGAGAAGGAUGAAGCAGGAGUCGCCCCUUGGUUUGAACAAGAAGAGGAAGACGAGGAAGAUGCGCUUCCCAAAUCAACGGAAGCAAGUGAAGAAUUAUAGAGCUGCAAGUGACUCAACUAAAUAUUGCACAACAUUCAUCGUAAAGAAAUUCUGGUAGAGGAAUCUAUCGUUUGCCACCCACAUUUAUUCUUCAGAGUCCAUGAAUCAAUGCUAAUUAUAAUU
Messenger RNA from Pseudo-nitzschia multistriata, 992 nucleotides. The record is from the annotation of a GenBank genome assembly. Lineage: Eukaryota; Bacillariophyta; Bacillariophyceae; Bacillariales; Bacillariaceae.